AGAGAGGCAGUCGGGAGCGAUCCAGGGGAGACCCCGAUUUGGGUAUUGGAUAGACGCCAUUGUCGUUACCUUCGAAUACACAAACCAAACCAAACUCAUCAUCAUUCUCAUUCUCAUUCUCAUUCUCAUUCUCAAUCCAAACCCUUCUCUCUCUCUCGAAUUGGAAUUUUUGGAAAUGGCGACGAGCAGCAGAGAUGCACGACGACGGCGCAUCGCCGACAGAGGCUCGGACCGCUUGGCGCUCAUCACCGGUCGAAUCCAAACCCUUCCUUCUUCUUCUUCUUCAUCAACUUCCCCUGAAUCUCACCAUUCUCAUACAGCUUCUUGUCCUCCCUCGCUUUCUCACCAUCACGAUUCCCAUCUCUCUCAUCACCACCUCGGCUCUAGAGAGGUGUCUGUGCUUCAUUGGGUAAAGAGGUGAUGUGACCUAAAUAAGUGGUGAUGUGACCCAAAUAAGAUAAAAAGAUGUGCUAAAGUAGGGGAUGCCAAACAACUCCUAGCCUUAAAAUUCCAUACUGAGAAAGAAGCGAUUGGUUCGAAGUUUAGGAUUCAACGCUGAUCACUGCACAAAAUUGUUGCUUUAGACUCAACCAUUUCACCCCGACAAAAAAGCUUUUACUGUUGCAUUGCACCAAGCCAAUGUUUAGAGAAGCAUGACUAAGUGAGGUGAGGCAAGCACCUCAAGAUGCCUGAAGCAACUUCAGUGAGGAGAUGUCGAGAUGAAAUUGUGGAAGACGAUGAAGAUAAAUCCUCCAGUUCUUUGUUGCCACAGUAUGAGUCUGCCAACGAUGGUGGAAGUAGACGACAGCCGUUUUUGCGCAAGUGUGAGACAGGCACUGAAGCUUCAAGAGGUCCUUCUUGGGAAGUUGAUGCCAAGGUACAAGUGUAUCGGGUCUUGCCAACAGUUGAAGAUUCAUUGAUUCCCCCUUCUAACGCGGAGCAUAAACUUGAACCACUGGUUCACCAUCGUGGUAAAAUUUUCACCCCAAAACAAAUAAGUUCCGCCAUUGCAGCUUCAGAGAGUACUCGCAUCUAUUGUUCCCUAGCAGCGGCCAUCUUGGUGGUUCUGUCUUAUAUCGGGUUUCCCAUACUGGGAAGCCGCAUUAUCAAGAGCAUCAUGUUUUUCAAGCCACUUUAUCUGGUUUUACUCACCAAUAUAUCGAUUGUGCUUGCACGGCUUCUCUUAGGUAAACAAAGACCUUUUGAAAGGAUUGAACAAGAAGCAAAUAAUGUCCCUUCAAUAGGCGAUAGUUUUGGUUUCGCUGAACAACUAGGCAAGGCUUUGGAGUCGGGUUUGGUGUUGCAGAACGUAAUGGGUGCAGUGUUCAUGGAUUGUAGUAUCUAUGCAAUAGUUGUAAUAUGUGGUCUCUCCAUGGCACAGAAACUCGGUUGGUAAAAUAUUCAAGUCAUUUAAUAUUGUGUCAGUUAUAGCGUUGCAAGAUUCGACAGUCCAACACUGUUCUUGAAUGAUUCCUCUUUGGUUGCUGUAUUUGAUAAUUUAAGCAAUUUUUCAAUUUUGUUACACAUUUCAAUUGUUAUGUUGAAUUAAAGUCCGAAGGUACUCUCUCUCUAAAAUCAUGUUUGGCAUGU
This is a messenger RNA of Camellia sinensis, 1590 nucleotides long. RefSeq lists its product as uncharacterized. NCBI's taxonomy places the organism in Eukaryota, Viridiplantae, Streptophyta, Magnoliopsida, Ericales, Theaceae. The record is from RefSeq and is a predicted model, not a curated record.